Messenger RNA from Paramacrobiotus metropolitanus, 1405 nucleotides. RefSeq names its product transcription factor SPT20 homolog. Gene Ontology annotation, molecular function: DNA-binding transcription factor activity; sequence-specific DNA binding. The record is from RefSeq and is a predicted model, not a curated record. NCBI's taxonomy places the organism in Eukaryota, Metazoa, Tardigrada, Eutardigrada, Parachela, Macrobiotidae. Gene Ontology annotation, biological process: regulation of DNA-templated transcription. Bases 302 to 1078 code for a protein of 258 amino acids. The transcript has 2 exons.
UCAGCUGCUCUUGAUUACCGUCCAAUCGAGCCAGCCGUUGCAGCCUCACUGGCCGCGGCAUCGAUCUGCUCUUCGCUGAAUCUGUACUUGUUCAAUUUCUCCCCACAGGUUUCUACCCAGUGGAAAGUCGAUAAAGCGCUACCGCGUAAACACCGCCUCGACCCUAUAUAAAGCCGCGCUGGUGCUGUCUACCUGUAUCAAUACAAAUCAAAGCAAUUUUUUCUCAAUUCUUGAAAGCAAAUUACUUGUGAAGAUUUUUUCUGACUUUUGAGUUACGAGUUUUCAACGACUUACUGCAAUCAUGUCCAAUCAACAGAAUCAGAACCAACAGCAACAGCGCCAACAGGAUCAGCAGCAGCUGAACCAGGAUCGCAAUCAGCAACAACAGCAACAGGAUCGCAAUCAGCAGCAGCGCGACCAGGACAAACAGAACCAGCAACAGCAGGGCCAGCAACGCGAUCAACAACAACAGCAACGCGAGCAACAACAACAGCAACGCGAACAACAACAAAACCAACAACAACGUCAACAACAGCAGAACGGUCAGAACCAACAACAACGCGACCAGCAGCGUGACCAACAGCAGCAGAACCAGGCCGGUCAACAGAACCAGCAGCGUGACCAGCAAAACCAGCAGCGUGACCAGCGUGACCAACAGAACCAGGGCCAACAGUGGGAACAGCGCCAGGAUCGCCAGGACCAACAGCAACAGGACCGUCUGCAGCGCGAACAGAAGGAACAACAGCAGCGUGAACAGGAGCACCGCCAGGAACAGCAACAGGCGCACCAACAGAAAGGUCAAGGUCAACAACAGGAUCAGCAACGUAACCAGCUGCAACAAGGAAAUCAGCAACAGCGCAAUCAGCAACAGGAGCAGCAGCGCAAUCAACAACAACAGGGCCAGCAGCGCGACCAGAGCAAGGAGGAGUUCAAAUCCAUGCAGGACCAGACCCAGGACUGGCAGAACUCGCUGCGCCACAACGACCAGCAGCCGGCGCAGAAGCACAACACGGAGGGCAUCGCCCAGCGUCAGCAGGCCCAUCGCCAGGAAGCCACUGCCGACAAGAACCUCCACUAAGCAGUCCGCUGCACACUGGAGGCUUCGUUCGCUGGCUUGGCUAUGCCUGUAUAUUGAGUAUUCCUGCUUCUCAUCGUCCACGAUACGUACAAUAAUCGCAUGCUGAUUUUAUUGAUAUUUCUGCAGCGAACGACUAGCUAGUCGAUUUUCCUCAUUAUUUUAGUUCCGAUUUGAUUAUUUUCAAAGCUUGUAGAGUGCAUCUCAGUUCUAUGGGAUUUUAUUCGAUGCAUCUGCGUUGUAUGUAGAUGUCGUUUGUAUAUACAGAGGGUUAUUCAGCCAAGUGUGUUCACCUUCGAAAAAAAAUUCUUAUAAAUCGGCUUUUGGUUG